Molecule: messenger RNA, 1195 nt
Organism: Oppiella nova
Lineage: Eukaryota; Metazoa; Arthropoda; Arachnida; Sarcoptiformes; Oppiidae
Source: the annotation of a GenBank genome assembly
UUAUAAAUUGUUUAGACAAAUAAAUACUUGAAAAAUUAAACAAUUUGACAAAAGCAACUUGAUAAUGAAAAGAGCAGUUUUUGGUAGUGUUAUAGGUAAGAACAACCCGUACGCACCGCUUGACGAUUUUCUGCAAGGCAAAUUACUAAAAUCAUCUCGCACCAUUGAUAAGACAUACGAUGACUUUAAAGAAUAUUUGGACGAUAAGCAGAAUUUAGAGAAUGCUUUCAAUGAAUUUAAGUACGAAUUCAGCAAAUCUUACGAAUCUAGCGAAGAGGAGCGUCGGAGGGAACAGAUAUUCCGGGACAACAUGUUGCGAGUGUACGGACACAACUUGAAAGCUCUGGACGGCACGUAUUCGUAUACAUCACGUGUCAGUGUGGACGCGGAUUUGACUCCUGAGGAGUUUAGGCAGAAACACACGCAUUGCCAGUUCGGAAUAAACCCACCCAUAGAUCACUCUAAGUCUGACUCGACUUCUGUUGACUCGCACACCGCCGAUAAGAGCUGGUCAGUCGAUUGGCGCGAUCAAGGACAAGAUUGUGGGUCGUGUGUGCCAUUUGCAAUGGCAGCAAUGGUAGAAAGUUAUUGGGCUCGUAGUGGCCACGGAGUCACCCCACUUAGCCCCCAGCAAAUUCUCGACUGUUUCCCUAAAGCGUCCUGUAAAGGAGUGAAUUCUACAGAUUUUCGCUCACUUUUAUCCUACAUUCAGAAAAAUGGUUUGACAUCAUGGGAAAACUAUCCUUAUACUGCCAAGAAAGGUACAUGUGAUCGGGAAAGGGAGUCUAAACGGGUGGCAACCAUUGGAGAACCGAGAGAAGACGAUCCUAGAAACGAAAGCACUCUCACGAGUUACGUGCGCGAUAACGGUCCCGCUUUUGUGGUCGUACACAUCGGCAUUGACUGGUUUUUAUACGCCCAGGGAGUGCACACCUAUCAGUGCGGGAAAUUUAAUCACGCGGUACUUGUGGUCGGUUACGGAUAUGAUAAAGAACUGGACAAACAUUACUGGAUCAUUAAGAACUCUUGGGGCGACCAGUGGGGCGAAGGAGGUUACAUACGGUUGCAUCGUAACGCCGCCACCAUGUGUCCAUUGCAUCCACUAUCAUUCCAACUGCCGUACAACACUGGUCAGUCUCCGGGUCCAACUUUGGCCGUAUUAUUAGAACAUAAACUGAAAUAUGAGCAAGGAUAG